Messenger RNA from Symbiodinium pilosum, 216 nucleotides. The record is from the annotation of a GenBank genome assembly. Lineage: Eukaryota; Dinophyceae; Suessiales; Symbiodiniaceae.
AUGGAUGCUGAUGACACGCGAGCUCGGGUCUAUGCCCAGUGGGGUGACAAUGAGGACGACUUGCAGUGGGCAAAAAAAUCAUGCCCGGUGGACUGCAUUUCCUGGGUCUCCCGUCAAGAGCUGCAAGUGCUUGAGCAUGUGACUGCGGAGCACAUGUUUGAGACCACCCCAUGCCGGUUCGAAAGGAGGAACAAAACUCUCAUGCUCCUUAUCUGA